GAGAGAUAGCCACGCUGAAAGGGGGAAAGAAAGCUGACUAAUAAUAAUCAAUUAUUAGCCAUUUAAUUUAUUCCUCAGCAGUAAAUUAGCCACUGCAAAAAUAACCCGCUGUAAAUAGGCGCAAAUCCUAUAAAUCAGUUCGCACCAGUCGGCGCCCCGUAAGCUAAAGCGCGUGACUGUGUGUGUGCCUGCGUGGGAAAUCACAUAUCACCGAUCAAUGGAAGUUAACCGAGCCAAAUCUGCCUCGCUUUCAGUGCGUGGACGUCUUUAGCCUGCUGACACACCGCGGAUGUUGAUUUCGCUGACCCUCAGGCUUUAUCUUCAAAGACUUUAAGGACAACCAUUUGUGAUUCCAGUGACCUUUGACCCUUGACUCCAAAGCAGUGAUGGGACGUAAACUGGACCUGUCUGGUCUGAGCAAUGAUGAAGCAGAGCAUGUGCUCAGAGUGGUACAGAGAGACAUGCACCUCCGUAAGAAGGAAGAAGAGAGGCUCAGUGAAAUGAAGCAGGAGCUGGAGGAGGAGGUUAGUCGCUGUUUGCUUCUGUCCAAGCAGCACAAGUUCAAUGAGCACUGCUGCAUCCGCUGCUGCUCUCCCUUUACCUUCCUGCUCAACCCUAAGCGCCCAUGUCUGGACUGCCACUACAACGUCUGCAAAUCCUGCCGCACCUACAGUCAGAGCGAGAGGGGCUAUAUCUGUGCCGCCUGCAAAAAGAGCAGGCUAUUGAGGACACAGUCCCUAGAAUGGUACUACAAUAAUGUGAAGAGUCGGUUUAAGAGAUUUGGAAGCGCCAAGGUGCUGAAGACCCUCUACAGGAAGCACAUCAUUGAAAGAGGAGCAUUAUCUGAGUUACCAGAGGUGAGUGCUCAUGAAGGCAGUAAUGAUAAUGGCAGUGUUUGUGAUGGCAGUGACUCCACGCUCUACAGGCAGAGUGAAGGUCCCAGCAUGGCAGACACGCUCACCGUUGCUCUACGUGUGGCAGAAGAGGCGAUAGAGGAAGCCAUUGCUAAAGCUGAGAGCUACAGAGACAGUCUGGAGAAACAGAAUGAGGCUCGCUAUUUGCGUGACCACAAGGAAGAACUUAUAGAGGAACUUGCCACAACAAUUGUUCAAAAAAUCAUUCAGAGGGGAAAACAGUCUGAAAUUCAGGCUGAGUAUGAGUUUGUAUGGCCUCAGAGUAGUGAGCUUCCUUCCCCUACCUCAACACAAAACACACACACAACGCAGCAUUCACACUCCACCUCUCAGCAUGGCGCAGUAGCACAGACCGACAGUACCAGCUCCUAUCCGCUGUGGAAGUCAAGAUCAGCAUUCUCUUUGACAAGUGACGAUUCUCCAGAGAAGGGCCCUGAGGUGGGCAUGGCCCCAGGGUUCCCGGACAGCACUGAAGUAGAGACAGCUUUCCAGAACUACUCUUCACUCAGGAGGGAGUCCAGAGCAUCAUCACUUCCUGGGUGGAAGAGUGUUGACCGCCUGGACAACUCUAGUGCGUCUUCAGUCCUGCAAUCCCCUGAUGGUAACUGGAUUGCCCUGCAGAGCUCCCAACAUUCCCGGCCUAGUCUGCUGACCAAGCGCAAGAGUCUUGUAUUCAGCGUGCUGGAGAAAGAAUCAGGUGUUGUGUCCGCGUAUGACGAGAUGGGCUCUGAUUCAGAUCCAGAGGACCAGGGGGGCUGGGGGGCUGCCCUGUUACAGUUUCGCAGACGUCUCUCCGAUGAAACGUACUAUACUGACUCUCAACACGACCCUGAAUGGACAUACACCCAACACCCACCCAUAACCUCACCUUCCUCAGGUCAGUACACUAACACUGAGACUCUGAACUCAGACUCUGAGACAUCUCCUGCCCUGUCCACUCGAGCCCGCAGAUCAGCCCACGGUAUGACACAGAAGAAGAAAGGGCUGCCUGAAGCACACCUGUAUCCACCCUACAGACAUCCUGCAAACAGUGCCACUUCACCUCUACUGAGGCCAGAGAUGCUGGAUGUGAACUUUAACCCCCAUCUGGGAGGGGACAGUAGUGAAGGAGAGGAGCAGAGCGAGCAAGUCAAAAGAUCACGGAGGCGCAGAAAGAGCAAACGCGAAACAUCAGAGCACAGCCGAACACAUAAUGCGCUUUACAGUGCUGCCACAGCGGAGAACAGUGCCGUCCUCCUCAACGCCAUGAUGAUGCAUCGGCAACAGAGCCAGGAGAGCCCAGUUCCUCUGAAUUACCAAACUCCAGACACUGUGACCCCUCCUGACCUUUUGACCACUGAUACCAUGACCCCUGAACCUGACUAUCAGAAUACAGUGGCUCACAACUCUAGUGCCCCUAGUCCACCAAUGCUGAACCAACCUGGGGCCAGCAAACCAGAGCUAAGCAUUCAGGGCCCUUUGCUCAGGGGUUCCUCUGUUAAUGAAACCCUGGAACAGAAACUGAGAUCCAAACUUUGUGAGCUAGUUGGCCAAGUCAACGAGAGGGAUGUGAUGUUAUCUGAUUUUGAGCCGAUCAUGGAAGGGGGUGACAAGCAAGAGGACCAAGUAAAGGAUAAAGAAAGUGAGAAACUGAGACCAAAGGAGAGACGUGAGAGCAAACGAGACAAGAGGGAAGGAAAAUCGAAGGACAUUGGGAAUGCGAGUGAAAGACAAACAGUUAGAGAGAUGGACACAAGUGAUGCAGUAAGACAGAUAAAUAUAGAAAGAGAAUAUAAGAGAGAUAGAGAGCGACAGAAAGAAAUUGAAAGACAAGUAGAGAGAGAGCGAGAGAGUCAAAGAGAGCUGGAGAAACAAAUCGUGAGGGACAGAAAAAGACAACGAGAGAUUGAGAUCCAGGUUGAAAGGAAACAGGAAAGAAAGAGAGAAAUGGAAAUACAGCUGAAACUAGAGCAAGAGAGACAAUCAGAGAUUGAGCGAGAGAAGAAAAGUAAAAGCAUACACAUGGAAAAAGAGAAAUUAGAGUCUAUAGUGAGUAUGGAAUCCAAGGAGGAAGAGAAACAGGAAUCCUCAGGUAGAAUAUUGGAGCGAAAAAAAUGUUUGAAGGAAAACUGUGAAACAGAGGAGCCCAUUGAGGAAAAGGUGAAGAGAACAUCUCCACAAAGAAGCCACUCAGAGACAGGGUCAGAAAAACAAGAACAACUUCAGACAAAGACAAAAAGGUCUUCAACCACAUCUCCAGACAAUGCCCCCUGUAGUCUGGAGGAGCCUAUGUCUCCAUCAGAGGAGGGUCUGAGUGAACGUGCCCUUCAGCAGAGGCUUCAGUUACUCUCCUCUCUCUUACAGCAGAAGUACUCCGCUGCAUCUUUAUGCAGCAUCACCACAGAGGUUCUGAAGGUUCUGAAUGCCACAGAAGAAUUACUUGGAGAGGCAGAAGGCAAAGGUCAUGACUCUUCACCGGCAAGCACACCCAUGUCUUCAGGCCCGGGCAACAGGAAGCUGGACCAGCACCUAACUAAAAUGGAGGAAAAUGUGUAUUUGGCUGCAGGUGCUGUGUACAGUCUAGAGGGGGCGCUGAGUGACUUAGAAGACUGUGCUCGCAGCAUCAGCAGCUCCACCACAGAGACUGAACUGGCCUUCCUAGAAGAUCAGGUGGCCACUGCUGCCGCCCAGGUGCAGCAGUCCGAGCUCCAGAUCUCAGAUAUUGAGGCAAGAAUAUCAGCCCUCAAAACUGCAGGUCUAAAUGUAUCUGCAUGCACACGGUUUUCCAAGUACAAAUCUAAACCUAUGCCCCAGACCCUGGACUUGUCUCGCCAUCAGAGGAGAAAGCUGCCUGCUCCUCCUAUCAGAAGUCUGUCAUCAGAAAAUGAAGUCAAAUCCGAGCCACAGAUGAGAUCUAUGAGGCAGUGACGAGGUCAUGUGACCUCAGUGAUUCUCAGAUAAGCUGAAUGGCUCAAUAUCACUUUGCAGUAAAUGCUAGGACCAUCAGGCUGUUCCACACCAGUGCCUUGAUCCAACUUCCGGUCCUCCAAUUUGAUCAGCCCUAUUGCUACUUGUCGACCAUAAGCCUGAUCACACCCCAUGUAGGGUUGAUCUCACUUCUGACCCCUA
Molecule: messenger RNA, 4022 nt
Organism: Carassius carassius (crucian carp)
Lineage: Eukaryota; Metazoa; Chordata; Actinopteri; Cypriniformes; Cyprinidae
Gene: myripb
Product: myosin VIIA and Rab interacting protein b
Exons: 17
Coding region: 387-3821 (1144 amino acids)
Biological process (GO): intracellular protein transport
Cellular component (GO): cortical actin cytoskeleton
Molecular function (GO): myosin binding; small GTPase binding; actin binding
Source: RefSeq, a predicted model, not a curated record